Messenger RNA from Galleria mellonella (greater wax moth), 533 nucleotides. RefSeq lists its product as uncharacterized. The transcript has 3 exons. Lineage: Eukaryota; Metazoa; Arthropoda; Insecta; Lepidoptera; Pyralidae. The coding region runs from base 81 to 404 and encodes 107 amino acids. The record is from RefSeq and is a predicted model, not a curated record.
UUUCGAAAUUUAAUAAACAAUAUAUAUAUUUGUGAUGAAAUAUUGAUUUGCUAUCGCCUUUGUGACUAAACAUAUAUAAAAUGUUUAGGAUUGUUACUUUAUUAUUAUUUUUUAUAACUGCAUUUGCGCAUAACAAUAAGUUGCAAUAUGACGCUGACUUGCAGUCAGCCCUUUUACCACAAGAAUUGAAUCCAGCAUUCGUUCCUGAGAAAGCAGCACAGCAUAAUAUUCCAUGGAAAACUUUACUGCCUAUGCGAUACCGUCGUUCCUAUAUACCUCUAGAACAACCAAGCAGCAUUCAAAUUGUGAAGAAGUACAGCCGGAUAGCAACUUGUGUUGUUUUGGUGAUAUCGAUCAUUGUCGAAAUAGUUCUUUACGUGCUCGAGAUUUAUUAUGUUUUAUAAUAGCUAAUGAAUAGCAAAUAGGUACCGUAUUUUUGCUCUCUCCUCUACCCAAGUGUUGGCUGCUUUAGCGAUAAGAUCGCACUCAUAAGUACAUUAUAAGUGUAAUAUAUAGACAUCUCUUUGUAUUAU